Phytophthora nicotianae INRA-310 is the source of this 10648-nucleotide messenger RNA. RefSeq lists its product as hypothetical. The record is from RefSeq and is a predicted model, not a curated record. Bases 2194 to 10581 code for a protein of 2795 amino acids. Gene Ontology annotation, biological process: endosome organization; regulation of early endosome to late endosome transport; receptor-mediated endocytosis. Gene Ontology annotation, cellular component: endosome membrane. NCBI's taxonomy places the organism in Eukaryota, Oomycota, Peronosporomycetes, Peronosporales, Peronosporaceae. The transcript has 2 exons.
CAGCUGCGCUCAACAUUUCACCAAGAUGAGAAACAGUUGGCUACACUGCAAUCCAUGUCUGCAUUUUCCGCCGCGAACGAGCACUGAGCGAGCAGAGGUGGCAUCAACUUGUCAGCCUCGUAUGGAACAGGGAGGGCAUGUCGCGGUUGAAUAAACUCGUAAUCCGUCGAGGUUGCUUUGGUGGUCGCACUGAGUUGAACUGAAAAAAAAACAAUAAAAAAAACGGUAGCUCGCGACUUUUCGCACUCUCUGCCGCUCAUCCGACCCGAAUAAGCUGCAAGAUCAUCCGCGUCGGCCCUGGAGACCGAGAGAAAUCCAGCAGCGCAAGGCUAUCCGGGCAGGUUGCAGCGUCAGUAAGAGAAAAGAGAAACAAGCCGCAAGUCCAACGCCGAGUCGUCCACGCUACCAUGGAGAUGAAGCGCGUGGUGGCGCGCUUCAUGGUGCACAAGGUGGGGAGCUUCGUGGUCAAGGAGCGUGUGUUGUGCUUUGGCGAGUAUUCCUUCUCCACUGUGGAUCGCGAGAAUCAACAGGUGACCAACACUUGGCCCUAUGAGGACGUGGACAGCGCCAACGUGCUGGAAGGAGAGACAGACUUUGUCAUCCACACGCCACGCCACCGUAUCAAGAAGACCGUGUACCGCUGCCACUUCCGCAUGGAGGUGCUCGUGUGUCUGAUGCGGCUACGUAGUCAGCACUACGCCAAGAUGCCAGACGCGCCUCAGCCUCCUCCUGCUGAGCUACAGACGCUGACGUUUCAGAGUCUCAAGUACCACAAGAGCGGCAUACACUCCGCGUGUGUCGUAGAGAUCCGUCCGGACGGUAUUUACCAGCGAGAUACAGAGGGCGAUGUCAUGAGCCACAUCCCGUACACGAGUCUCGUGUCCAUUGACCUCAUUUGCGACGAUCAUGAGGCUAUUGGCUUAAAUCACUCGGACAAUUCCAGUUUAUUCAUUGUUCCAAAGCGGACUGAGCUCGCUCAAGCUAUCAACAGAGUCAUGAAGGCGUACGGAAUGCAGAUCAAUGAAUACCGUAAGAAAACAAUGGAAGCGGCGCUGAAAGAUGACGGGAAGGCAUCAUUGACCACUAGUGUGUCGUUUGAGUAUCAAGUUUUAAAGGUAUCGCAGUCGAACGAGUCCUCUGCAGCCCCACGGACUCUGUCUGUAUCGGAGAAGUUCAUUACGGAGUAUGCAGACGCCAAGACGGUGAUUUCCAGCCGUCCUUUGGCCAGAAUUUACACGUUGAUCAUGUAUCAAGACACGUUACAAGCCUUUGAAGUCGUGUAUGUGGACGGCGUCAAGCGCAAGUAUUAUUCCGCUCAACGUGAAAAGAUUGUAUGCGAGUUAUUGGCUUCUUGUCACGCGCUGGGGAACUUUCAGGUGGGAGUGGAGAUGAUGGAGAUUGCGGACUCAGUGCGCAUGAUACCGCGCAAGAUCAUCCUGCAAGAAGGCAACAAGAUUGCGAAUACUGUGCCCAAUGUGAACGUGAUGGAUCGUGAGCUCCGAGUCGCACAGGCGAAUGUCUUGCAGUUACUUGCAGUGCAUGGCUAUCGCAAGACGGCGCGUACUCAGCGUCAACUGCCUCGUGGUCUCGACGAAGAAAUGCAUUCGUUGGCUUUGGAGCUUAAUGCCAAUACACCGACGUCCGGUGUGAUUGCUCAGCCGAAUAAGCCGUUCGAUAAGGUGGUUUAUGUCCUGGCACGAGAGCUACAUGACAUUGUUGGUCGGCACGGCGCGACGCACGACUUUGUGAGCACGUAUCUUCAGUCGCUGUAUCGCUUGACACUUGCACCGCCUGCUAUUAACGAGUUCAUGAAGAUUCUGACAGAGGUACAGUGUUCUCUGUCUCGAUAGCUUGCUGGGAUGAUAGACUUUAACUUCCUUGGUUUUUUUUUUGCUGUUAUUAAAGCGUGGGGAAGAAUACAUUGGCACAAUCUCGAAGGUUUUGAUGAGCAAGAACUCGGUUGCUAUCUACUGGAUGUUCAUGGUUCUGAGCCGGCUGAUGGAGUCAAAAGCGCACAAGCUUCAAUGUCGGCAACUGUUGUUGUCUAGCAGUGUCUUCAUGAUGACGCUUCUUUCAUUGCUGGACGAAGAUACCCUCGUAGGUUCACGAAUUGAUCACUGCUCCUGUUAUUAAACUAACGUGCGCAUUAUGUGUUUUGUGUAGACGGGUGCGUUCUUGUCUGACCUACCGACGAUGAAACUGUGUCAGUUUAUUCUGCUCCUGGUGAAGGCGAACGUCGAGAAGCAGCGGAAACUCUCGGAAACUUUGUAUCAACACCUGGCGACGAAGUAUCGCAUGAUGCUACGGAUUCUCUUCAGCUUUCCCGACUUAGCUACAGUGGAGGCCUGCGUGGGUAUUCUCAGCAGAAUGACGAAAAACCCAGCAUUCCUGCACUUUGGCAACAUGGGAUCCCCAUUACGGUCCAACGAUGGGAAAAUUCCAAGACAAUCUCUCAGUUUUGGAGAGACACUGAACUUUGGUCCAGGCAGUCAGCGUGGAGCGCUAUUGGAUAUACGAUCUCGACCGCCCCUGUACUCUUCCAGAAGAAACAACUACGCAUCAAGCCGAAACAACACGUUAUCGUCAUCGGAGUCAAAUUCUAGUGGUGCAUCUGGUCUCCCAGCGAACGUGGUGGUCGUUCAGAACCCGGAAGUGCUACUGAGGCAGUAUCGUCAGUUCCUCGAAGCAGCUUGUGGAUCCUUGAAGAUGGGAAUCGAUCAGUACGACGACCCAGUUUUCUUGCGGCUCCGGUACCGAUGCCGCAAUGUUUUCUUGCAGGAACUUAUGAGCCAUUUGGUGGGUAAUUUUGAGGAGUUCAAGCGCGUGUACAGUGUGGAUUGCUGCCAGUUUAGCGGUUUCAUCGGCACGGAUGAUGGGCAACGCGAAAAGACCAAAUUUUACCUGACCCCGCGAGCGCUGAUUGCUGUUCGAAUCCUGACCAAGCAUACGCAUGAGUUCGAGUUCCGCACAAUCGACGAGAUCACUCAAGCAACGGCGAUUCCAGAUGCGUUCAUACUCACGUUAAAGAGCAAACUCAAGUUCAUUUACUCGGAUCAAAGCAGCGAAAUCGUGGAGAAAAUGAAAGCUUUGGCUGGAGUUAUUGGAAUCCAUCUUCGCUUCAAGACACGGGAUAAACUUCCAAAGCAGCAAGUGGAAAAGCCACUGGAUCAAUCCGCUUUCCAGUCAAACGACUUAUUUGAUGUCCAGAGACGAACUGGCCGGCAUGGAUCUACUCAUUUACGAAAGAAGAAGCUCUGUUUCGUUGACGGAACGAUUGAAGAGUUCACUAACUGUUCGAAGAAGAUAUAUGAGCUGAAGAAUCUGCGUCGAGUCGUGGUUCCUGGGCUAGAAAGCGAUGAAACACAGGCCGUGGUGGCGUUGGAAUUCGCCGACAGCAGUCGCGUGGCGUAUGUGCCGUAUGACAUGGAAAAGUUCCUGGCGGCGCUGUAUGAUGGCUAUCGAUAUGUCGAAAAUUAUAAUGUUUCGCUAAGCCGAGAGUUCCCCAACUUGAAUCCGAGAAUGUCUCCUAGAGCACUGUUGAAGGACGAGCACGAGCGCUUUCUCUAUCUUAACCAUGAUGGACUCUAUAUUCCAGCUCAUGCAGUUCUGGAGAAGGAGAUUGAAAUGAUGAGUGUGGAAGGAGCGAGUAUCACGUCUGCGACGAACAAGGUCGCAUUUGCUCUCGACAGCUUGAAUAUGAAUGUGGAGAUUGAAGAUUUUUCGGGGAAGUCCAUGCGUGGUCGCUUGGAGAAGUUGUCUUUCAGUUCUUUGAUUCGAGGGAUACACAACUUGCUUGAGCAUUCGUGCAAACCACCAAUCCGUGCGAACGAAAUUUGUGUGAUUCUGGAAACGUUUUGCCGAAUCAAUGAUGGUUGUUAUCGAAUAUCGAUGGAACAGUCUAACGGCGGGGCAAUGGUAAUGGUUCCAAUUCUGGCUCAGAUAUUGGUCUCUGGCGAUCCGAUUGCAACCGUGUGGGCUGUAAAUGGUCUCCACUCACUGAUCGCUGACAAGUCGCGGUCAAAUUCGCAUCGAGCAGCUGAAAAGGCGAUUCGCUUUCAAGUGUUUGAGCAUACAAAGCUCAUUUCUCUUUUGACUGGCCUUCUGGAGCAACGCAAUCCGAUCUCCACGCUGGUUAUGCUGCAGCUGGUUCUGGAUGUUCUGGUUGUUUCUCGUCAUAGCACCGAUAACAACCACUUUGAUGCUAUCGUGAAAGAUCUUGGAGGAAAGUAUACAUUGUUGCUGGAGCUGGCGGCUCAAAACGUGAACGCAGGCUUGGCUGCUGCUAUUAUUUGCUUGUUGAAAGUGAUUGUUGACCAUGGAGAUCAUAAAAUACGACGGCGAAUCUGCGACUAUGCGUUAGAUUCAGGGCUUACUCUUAGGCAUCUGCACAAGGCGUUCUUCCACCCGUCCGACAACGCGAAGGAGACGUAUCAAUAUAUUGCCAGCAUCUGGGUGACUCAUCACAAGGCAUCUCAUGAAAUGCUGGUGAGGAUUCUUCCUCAUGGGUUUAUUCGGAUGAUUUCCAGCCCGAUGGUGCGCAAACUGUUAAAGAAACAGCGAGCGCGACAGACCGAGUCUGUGCGACGGAAGACCAAGCAUCAAUUGCAGAGCCAAGUUGACGGAUCCGAGUGGUUUAUUCGCCGCAUGCAGCUCCAGAUCGGAACUCUAUUUGCUAGUGGUUCAGUCAAAGAAGCUCGAGUCAAGGAGGACUCGUCGCGCAUGAAUUAUCCCGGAGAAUCAUCGACGGACAUGGCGUUACUGUCGAGCAUGGUGACCAAGGAUUUCAUGCUUCCCGACUUGCUUUGGAACGAAGCAACUCGAAACGAACUGAAAGCAGCUCUCACGUCUGCGAUCGAAGACUUUGAUCAGUUCAAAGCUAACCAAGCAGCUGCGUUGUCGUUGCUUGUUUCUAGAAAAGAAAACGUGGUACCUAAGUGGAACCACGCGCAGUUCUCGAUGCGGUACGAAAGUAUCGCUCAAGAGCUACAAGUUGACCGGUUUUACCUACGUGUGAUUACGGAGAGGAUAAACGAUGGAUCAUUGCAACUGGCUGAAGUUGCCAAAAUUGUUCGUGCGAUGGAAGCUGGAACACAUCGAGGUAAACUGAAGAACUCGAGCAGCCUCUUCUUUGCCAGUAUGGAUAUCGCCAAAGAUCCUGCCAAGUUCUUCAGUGAAGUGUAUCAGUGCUGGUUGGAGCAUCUUCAUCUGAACAAUAUUCCGUUAUCUGGAACAAACGAUUGGUCUGCAAGUGGGAGCAACGGGUUUCCUCAGUUCACUGGCGCUACAGGCAGCGAACAGCACGGUCAUUCCAUGCUAAAGAUCCUGAUCGAGCUAGCUAACGUUUUCCCUGAAGCCCGCCCACUUACGAAACAUCGGGCUCGAUUUCUCACCGAGUUAUUGCGAAAUUCAUAUCUGGCGAGCGAGAUCCAGGAUAUCGUGGAGUUAAUGUCUGGAUUAAGUUUGUCUGGAGACGCCUGCGCCGAGUUGUGUACGAAGAACCACAUCCAAGUGUUGUUGUACAUGUCGUUGCUGUCGCACAGGUGCCAGACUGCACCAAUUGGAAGCGACAUGACCAAUGACAACGGCGAAAUACCAAUGAUGGAAUCAUUUAUAAUGUCGGAGGGCAACGACACGUCCUCCGUUCCGAUAGCAGAGCUUUCUUUGUACGAGGAAUCACGGUAUGCGCUUAGAUGGACCAUUAAACUCAAGACGGUGGGGAACGCUGACGAAGGCAGCGUGAUUAAAGGCCCCAUAUCAGCGAACGAACUAAAGGAAUAUCUGGACGCUGACCCUUUCAUCCGACAUCGCCAGAUCGACGCGCUGUAUGUUUGCUGCUGCUCUACGCAUGACAGCGACGAACAUGUAUGGAAAUCGAUGUUUGAGUAUCCCGAAUUGCGAUGGAUGGAGCUAACUGACGAGCCAAUUGACACAAGCUGUGCGACGUUCGCCUUGAAGUCCCUGAGGAACUUUAUGGUGAAAGACCAGCGCAAAGCAUCUGUGAUCAACAAACAAUUGUGGCCUCCCCCUUUGGUGAAUACUGUUGUCGCUAACACGUCCUCAAUAGCCUUAUUAGUUCAGCUGCUUCUCGUGAAUGUCUCGAGCGUGCGGAGAUACGUCUGUGAGAUGCUGAUGUCUCUGGGCGACGAGGAGCUGCAAGAAGUGUACAAAUAUGGCGCGUUUUACUUCAUUCUGUCUUCAGUGGCGAAUCCUAGAGGAGAUAAUAACGUACCGGCCUUCGUUCCGGAGGCGGCGCUACUAAAACGGAUCCAUCGAAUCCAGCGAUCAUCGGAGCGAUAUGUGGGGCAGAGUUACUUGACGGACAUGCUGCCUGAAUCGCUCAUUGGGGUAUUGGACUCGGAGAGUCCUGAGAAUUUCGCCGACGUAUAUACCGGUCGUAAGCGUGACAAGCGUGUUCUAUGGUCAUCAGCGAUGAGGUUACAUUUACAAGAGAUGCUGGAUGAGCACCUGCAUGAGUUCAAGGAAAACUUGAAGAUGAGCGUCACUACCAAAUACGACUACACUCCGAUACCUCCAAUCUCUUACCUGGAGUUGUCUGGCGAUGUCUACUGCAGUGGCUUCUACCUGUCGACGUUUAACCAGUCGAAUUCGGAUGCCGAAGAAGUGGAUGAUCCUGUGUUUAUGAUGAAGAGUAUUGAAGAGAAGUGGCGAUACUUGGCACGACGUCAAGCGGAUGGUGUGGUGGACGAUAUGGAUCAUUCAAACGCAUACAAACUCUUUGGCUGGAGCGAGGAUAUUACGUUUUCAUCGUCAGAUUUGCGUUCGCGUUAUCGGGAAUUGUGCAGACAGGAACUCGAAGUUACUGCAGUUCGCCAAGCGUUUGAUUCAUUAUGUGCUGCUCUCGAACGCAAGAAUGAGGCUGUUGGUGGGAAGACAUCAGAUGUUAUCGAGCGUAUCUUGAAGUCGCAACUGCAGUUGCUGGAUAAGUACGGCUUCCAGUUUUUCUCCUACGAGUCGUCGACACUUGAUCUUCUCAUCCGCGUGCUGUCGUCUCGAUCGGCGAAAGAGUCGAAAUUCCGGACCCUUGCGAUGGAAGUUUUGCAGCGUUUGCUCUCCGUUGCACCCCAGAAUGGUCCACUUCUGGUUAAGAUCGAUGACAGUUGGGACGUCAUUCUUGACUUGGUGGAAAGUUGUGCAUACGGACACGACGUGGCAGCGAAGGAGAGCAUGUUUUCCAUUCUUAAAUUGCUCUUAACUUCCGAAGAAGGGGUGCAGUCGCUACUAGAGGGAAGUAAAUUCACGUCCUCCAACGAUGUACGAGUGUCGAAGUUCGAUUUCAGCACCUUUGGGGACGAUGACAACACGUCGUUCUUUACUGCGACGGAGUACACAUCUCAAAACGGAGCGGGUAGAUCCAGACACGCCCAGCGCGUGUAUUCGCUGCUAGAUGAUGUCAUUCUUUCGUUCGAGAACAUCCAACCGUGGCAUAUCCAAAAAAUGUCGUUUGAAAUCGCGUCUUCACUUUGUCGAAGUCACGAGCUGCAAGAACACAUCAUGGCUUCCACGCGGGUGUUUUGGAAAGGUCUCUAUUUGAUCCUGGCAUCCGCUGAGAGUUUUGAUACAGACCAGGAGAGUACGACUGCGUUGGCGAAACAGGAGCGUGAUAUGUUGGAGAGCGCAUUCGGAGCUCUUCGAUCGCUCGCUUUGGGACCGGAUGGCAAUAGUCGAUCAGCUGGACUCGAAGCUUUAGCUAAUCUCCUACCGAUGGAUUUUUUGGACCGCCUUGAGAAGCCAAAUGGACAUGACUUCUGUACUAUUUUGCUGUCGGAUAUUCGUGAGCCGACCUGCAUUUGGAACGAAACCACGCGAGCGGAACUCUCUCAACUUACGGAAGAAUUUUGCACGGAUCCUAAUGGUGACGGGGUGUCGUUUUUGGAGAGUGCUACUCACUACAUGUACGAUUGCCUCAGCUCCGAGCCGUAUGUUGGCGGCAUCUAUCUGCUGAUAUUGUUGGAGAAGUCAGAGGAAGGUCUACAAACCAUCACAGAGGAUACGUUGUACCCCACGACGGCGGUUGAUUUCGUGGAGUCUCUCUUUUGUUUCCUGAAUGAAAACAGAGACCCCAAGCUCGGCAUUUACUCAGAUACAAUGCCAGCUUUGGAUUGCUUGAGUCUUCUUUGCGACUUGCCUGCCUUCCGACCGGCUAUUGUAGAGUGUCUGGAGCAACAUGUUGAUGACGAGGAUGCAGUGAACGCUUCGAUUUCGGUGGCAACGCUCGGUAGAUAUCUACUGCCAUUUGAUGGCGAUGGUAAAGCCAAAGCCGCAGUAUCAAUAUCGUCACGUCGGUCGCUGUCUACAUAUGGGUUUAAAGCCAAGACUGAGUCCGACGACGGCCCUACUGCGAUGGAGACGGAGUUUGGAAAUGUGGAUUACUUGGCUCGACAAGAAAUGGCGCUGCUGAUCCUGAACAAAAUCUGCGGGUUUGAGUGCAAUUUGGAGCGGAUGCUGGCUCCUUUCUGCCAGUUCACUUGGUGUCUUCAGGUUAUUACGGAUCAUCUCGGAUAUGAGCAAGCAUAUUACGCGCUAUCCUGCUUGGCUGAGCUGUGUGACACCUGUCUAGUAGUCGCCCAGUACGUGCAAGACAGUGGACUGUGGGUUGAGAUCUUGGGCAUCGCGCUUCAAUCGAGACAGCACGUUCUGCAUGAACAUUUUCUCCGUGCUGAAGCACUACGAGAGCCUGCGUUUGAAGUGCUGUACGCGUUGCUGAUGAAAGACUUGGAACUGCGUGAAAAGAUGUACAGCGGACUAUGUCGAUUCCUUCCGUACCCGAUCGUGUACCAGAUUCAUUUGGAUCCAAACAAAGCCACCCGAUUCUUUGAUGACAACCACGACAAGAACGAUUUGAUCUGGAAUUCUCACCGACGAACGGAAGUGCGUAAGAAACUCGAUGAGGUGAUUGUUCGGAAUCGAAUGGAGCGUUCAGUUGCCAAGCGAGAUUCUGUUUUACUUGACGACGAGACGGAUUAUAUUCCACUCCCGCACAACUUCGUGGCAGGUCUAUACAUUGAUCGGUUCUUGUCUCGUCCAGACCCGGAGAAGCUGACAAACCCAGCGUACAAUUUGGAGUUGCUGUUUCAGUUGUGGAGAACUCAACUGGAUCAACUGUUGAGUUAUAAUCUGCAAAAUCCACCUGACAACCUCAAGUCAGUGGCCGAUGAAAUCGACAAAUACACUAUGGCAAUGACCCAUAUCUUGAGAGCGUCGCUGGAUAUAGACGAAAGCAUCGCUAACAACCGCAUUCCGGAGCAGAUUGUCAAGCUGGUACGUCACUGUAAUCAGCACUUGAUCACGAGCUUCCCGUACCGUUGCGUGUUGCGAAUCGCUCGACGGUUAGUGCAGUUCCCCGAGAUCACCUCGAAAGAAUUCGUGGAGAUGCUUACUUGUCGUAUCACCAUGCAACACCCGGAUAUUCCAUCUUUAAUGAAGGUGCUUCGUCGAGUUUUAGAGGCGCGCAAUGCUGCUUUGACAGAGAACGAGACGAAAGAUGAUCCCGAGUACUGGUUGAAAGACCUCAAGUAUUAUCCGCAGAUGUUGGCGUUCUUGGAAGGGCUGGUCGAGAACAAGGAGCAGAUCGAUACUUCUCUUCUUUCCAACGUGAACCGCGUACUACGUAUCAUCCACGCGGAAGAACCCAAGGAAACACACUUGAAACAGAUCUCUCGCAGCUUUAUGGGACGCUGGCACAACUUCACACUGGAAAGCAGACCAUCCAUGCUACGUAACUCGAUCAAGACGGGGUCAAAACCGCCAGUGACGGCGAGUACAAAUAUCAAGUCUACGAAUCCCAACAUGAGUACGCGAAGUUUCGAUGUGGACGGAGCAAGAGCAGACAUUGAAACUAAUCGAAGCUUCAACGUGGAUGUCGAGAGAGAGCCGUCCAUCCGAGUCGAUAUCAAGGGGGUACCUGACGACCGUGAGAUUGACAUCGACGCCACUUUCAUCCAAGCACCACCGAAGAGUAUCAACUUCACUGGCGGCGCUGUCGAGUUGACAGAAGCCGUAGCUCCUCGCAGUUUCCGAUACAAGGGCGAAGUCGCGCGUGAUUCUCCGUUGCCAUCGCCCACGUCGGUCCGCUACUCGACGCUAGGAGCUCGAUACGAGCCGAUCGACUCGCAGUAUCACUCCAAGAAGGCAGCCGAGUAUGACGAACAUGAAGAUGAUGAGGAUAUCUUCGCUACUCGACCACGUCGUGGAAGUUUACCACUAAAACCGGACGAUGUGGACGUGAAGAAGAUUAAAGGUAAUGGCAUCGCUCCCACUGCUGUAGGCGACAUCCCUAUGAGCAACAUCAACGUCAGCAACUUCAUCUCUCAAGCGCCAACCACUCGAAGACGCGACCAAUCGGAGAUUCCGUCAGAUGCCACGUCGUAUUUGAGUCGACAGAGUGGAAUGAGUGGUAUCAACUCGGAGCGACGCUAUUCUUUGCUGGAUUCCUGGAAGGCUCCGUCAUCUGCAGCGCCAAAUUCAUCACUGACGUCGCUCACCAUCUCUCGUCGAGGCCGUCGCGCUGCGGCGGUGUAUAGUCGUCAUAAGUCCAAGAAGAAGAGAUGGUUCAACAGAUAGUUGAAGUGCAUAGAUUUAAUUUUUACAUUUUUCUCUAAAUUUCAAAAUUAUUUGUUGAAGUUGACAA